AUGGUGGAAGGCGAGAGGGAAAAGAAGAAGAAGAAGAAGAAAAGGGAGCCUCAGCCUCAGCCAUUAGAAGAAGAAGAUAACGAGCCUAAGCAUAAGAAGAAGAAAACAAGGGAGGGUUUCUAUGUCAAUUUCUCCAGAAGUGAAACCCAAACCCAUGAAGAAGAAGAAGAAGCAAAUAAAAAGGGUAAGAGCGAGAGAAAGAAUAAGAGAAGACGAAAAGUCAAUGCCAUACGCGUUGGCGAGCGGCUGGUUUCUCCUUAUUUUCACAAUCAAGGAGGAGGAGGAGGAGUAGAUGGAGAAAAAGAGAAAAAGAAGAAGAAGAAGAAAAAGGAACAAGAAGGCAACUACAAUGUGGAUUUAGAUGAGGCCAAUGCCAAUGCCAACGCCAACCAUAAAAGAAGAAGAAGAAGAAGAAAAGUUCCGAAAUGCGAUGAUGGCCAACGGGUGGUUUCACCCUAUUUUCAGAAUCGAGGAGGAGAUGGAGAAAAGGGUAAGAUAUUCCCAACCUCUGCCACCAAUUCAGGCAUUAUUGUUAAUGUAGUAGCUCAAACUGAAAAGGCUUCUUAUGAAAACAAACCCAAGACAAAGAAGAAAAAGGAAAAACUAAAUUGCAAUGUGGGUUUACUUGAGGCCAAUGCCAAUGUUAAUUCCGACCGCAAAAGAAGAAGAAAGCCCCUAUAUGCAUUGGACAGCGAGUGGUUUCUCCCUAUUUUCAGAAUCAAGGGGGAGAUGGAAAAAAGGGUAAGAUGUUUGCGACCUACCUUAAUGUAG
Messenger RNA from Prunus armeniaca (apricot), 771 nucleotides. NCBI's taxonomy places the organism in Eukaryota, Viridiplantae, Streptophyta, Magnoliopsida, Rosales, Rosaceae. The record is from the annotation of a GenBank genome assembly.